GGCUGUGAUCUGCACUCCUUCUGAUCAGUGUGCACUCGUUAUUUGCCUACUAUCUUCUGCCUCCCCGUUUAUGCACGCUCUCAUCUAGGUGACCAGCCAGUCAGCCGCUUGUUGUUGUGUACUUCUGAGCGAUUGACAUCGUCGCAAAUCUGGGAUGAAACCACCGCGUUCCACUGCAACGUUGGAAUCAGUUAUGGAGACGAUACAAAAGUCUCUGGAAGGAUUGAGUGUUGAAGAAAAGGUUGCGAAAUUAUUGAAACGAGUUGUCGAAAGUGAGGAUCAAAACGCGAAGCUGAAGGAGAAAGCAUCACAGGUGGAUAAGCUGACGAAAGCAAAUACUGCGCUUGAGAAGAAGCUUGAAAAGGCGAACCAGAUUCUGUUAAAAACAGAAGAUGCUAAGGGAAAGCUGGAAGAACUGUGUCGCGAGUUGCAGAAAAUGAACAAGCAGAUCCGCGAAGACAGCUUAAAUAAAGUACGUUUGCUCGAACAUGAAAGACAACAGGCUGUCGAACAGCUACGGACAGCUUUGAAAAGUAUCGAAGCUAGUAUGAACGAAGGCAGAGAACGAUCGGAUGCGUUGGCUGCUGACAAUGGACGAUUAGCUGAAAAACUGAAAGAACUUGGGGAGGAAUACGAGUCGCGAAUCAAUGCUAUUCAAGAACAGUAUAAUCAGAAAGACUCUUACUGGCAAGAGUAUAAUAAAGCCAAAGAUAUCGAAAUCAAGCUGUUGAAAACAAAAUUGGAGGCUGCAGAAAUCAAUGCCCAGAAAGUGGCUUUGGAAAAAGAAGAGCUGACUAGAACAUUUGUGGAAGGUACGGCGAGGAUAGGAGGUGCUAUCGAAAAUGAGAAGAUGCUCCGAGCAGAAGUGAAACGUUAUGCUGGACGAUACGAGGAGAUCACCAAAAGUUUGGCCGAAAGUAAUGCUGCAUUCGACAAAUUUAAAAAGGAGAUCGACAGAGUAAAUACCAACUUCAAAAAAGUCGAGACCGACUCGUUCAAGUGGAAGCAGAAGUACGAGGAAGCGUCUAAAAAUGUGCUUGUGUUAACGAUGGCAAAGAAGGAAUUGGAGGAGAACGCCGUGUUGCAGCAGAAAAAACUCAGUCAACUCGAGCAGCUCUGUCGAGCUUUGAGCUCUCGGCAAGCGGCGAAUUCGCCGACUGCCGCCGCCACCGCCACUGCCACCACCGCUGCCACGCCCAAUGAAGACACGCUCAACUCUGCCCCAGAUCAAGCACCGUCCUCGUCGUCAUGAUCCAUGGAUCUCUUGCAUUUUGUUUCAUCUCUUAUCUGUAUAAAACUUCAUAGAGC
Messenger RNA from Cylicocyclus nassatus, 1308 nucleotides. The record is from the annotation of a GenBank genome assembly. Lineage: Eukaryota; Metazoa; Nematoda; Chromadorea; Rhabditida; Strongylidae.